Molecule: messenger RNA, 1497 nt
Organism: Maylandia zebra (zebra mbuna)
Lineage: Eukaryota; Metazoa; Chordata; Actinopteri; Cichliformes; Cichlidae
Product: protein AMBP
Source: RefSeq, a predicted model, not a curated record
CACAGUGACAUGCACACACCUCUGUGCACAGACACACUGAUCGUCAGAACUUUGUGCGUUAAGUUGUGUCUUUUCUUGCUUCUUUUGGUUGUGUUUUGAGAGGGGAUUCACAAAAGCCACAUACGCAGGGUGUCCGUUUGACCCAGAAAGGCAGCAGACAAAAGUUUCUGGGAGGUGACAGAAAGAGACAGGUUGGACAGGCAGGCAAACAAAAUGCAGGGAGCGGUCAGGCCUGUGUCUGUGCUGGUAAUGGGGUGGGCCCUCGUGACCUUCCAGGUAUCUCCUGUGGAGCCAAAAAAUUUUACCCUGACCCAGGAGAACUUUGAUCUGGAGCAGUUUAUGGGAAAGUGGUAUGAGGUGGCAGUGGUGUCUACCUGCCCUCAUUAUAUGCAGCGUAAGAGGGGAAACCCUGUCAUUGUUGCACUUGAGCUGAAACAUGUUGCAUCUGAGGAGAACUUCACCAUGACAGCCACUGCUUUCAGGAACAGCUUGUGUACGGAGACUUCAACAGAUUACAGUUUGACGGACACUCCAGGGCGAUUCUUCUACCACACUGCAAGGCUCGGGGCCGACGUUGAUGCCUUUGUGGUUCAUACCACCUAUGAUGAGUAUGCUGUAAUGCUUCUGCUGAGCACAGAGAAACCAUCAGGAAAUAAAACCACCAUAGCCAAACUUUACAGUCGGACUGUGGAAGCAGGCCCCGCUGUGCUGGAUCACUUUAAAACAGUGGUCAGAGAGCAUGGAAUGAGAGACGAUGCUGUCAUCAUGAAUCAGGACAAAGGUGAGUGUGUUCCAGGUGAAAAGAUGACAGAGACACCUACUCAGGUUAUUGUUCCCAAAGGGUUAAAUAGAAACGCGGCUCCACGUACGACACAUCCCCAAGAAGAGUUCACUGUUACCAUCUGACCCUAUCCUUACCAUCCUCCUCUGUCAGAUAAAUCCUCUGCAUGUCCUCCUUCACUAUAUCCAUGGAUCUCCUCUUUCACUCCUGCCUGGCAGCUACACGUUCAACAUCCUUUGCCAAGUAUAUCCACUAUACUUCCUUUGCUUAUAUCUAAACCGUCUCAGCCUUACCACUCUAACUUUAUUUCUGAACUGCUCUACCUGAGCUGUCCCUCUGUGGUACACGUUUCUAAUCCUUUCUAUUCUGGUCAAUCCCAAUAAAAACCUGAGCAUCUUCAGCUCUACCACCUUGAGCUCAACCUCGAGCUGGCAGACCUCGAGGUCUUUUUGUCAGUGCCACUGUCUCCAAACCAAACAUCAUACCGGGUAUGACUACCAGCGUUUAAACCUUCCUUUUACUCUUGCUGCUAUCCAUCUGUCACAAAUCACCCACUCGACUUUGCCUCCACUCUCUUGUUAACUGUUAAUAUAAAUAAAAAAUAUGUAAAUGUAAAAAAAAUGCAAUAAGGAUGUUGUGUUUCUGUCAAAUUUGAGCGUUUUAAUAAAUAUAUAUUUGCUAUAUAUUUUAAUAUACAGCUGGUACAUAGUCCAAAA